Messenger RNA from Brugia malayi, 1065 nucleotides. RefSeq names its product Activator 1 38 kDa subunit (Replication factor C 38 kDa subunit), putative (gene Bma-rfc-3). Gene Ontology annotation, molecular function: DNA binding; DNA clamp loader activity. Lineage: Eukaryota; Metazoa; Nematoda; Chromadorea; Rhabditida; Onchocercidae. The record is from RefSeq and is a predicted model, not a curated record. Gene Ontology annotation, cellular component: nucleus; DNA replication factor C complex. The transcript is spliced from 8 exons. Bases 1 to 1065 code for a protein of 354 amino acids. Gene Ontology annotation, biological process: DNA-templated DNA replication; DNA repair.
AUGGCGUUGUGGAUAGAUAAAUAUAGACCGCGAGAGCUGUCCGCUCUAACAUAUCAUGUCAAACAAGCCAACGAUCUCAUUGAAAUCGUCAAGGCCGGUGAUUUUCCACAUCUUCUUAUAUAUGGCCCAAGUGGUGCGGGAAAAAUGACUAGAAUUUUUUGUAUUUUGCGGGAACUUUAUGGCAGUGGUGUGGAGAAAUUACGAAUGGAUGCACGAAGUUUUCAGGCUCCAUCUGGCAAGAAAUUAGAAAUACAGACUUUUAGCAGUAACUAUCAUGUUCAGCUUAGUCCUGGAGAAGUUGGUAUCUACGACCGUAUCGUUGUCCAGGAAAUUGUCAAACAAAUGGCACAGACGCAUCAAAUUGUUACUGCAACGCAGCGAAAUUUCAAGGUAGUAGUCUUAGUGGAAGCAGAUCAAUUAACUCGGGAUGCACAAAACGCAUUGCGUCGUACAAUGGAGAAAUAUGCGCAAACAUGUCGACUUAUAUUGUGUUGUGAUUCAAUCAGUAAAAUUAUUGAUCCUUUGAAAAGUCGGUGUUUAGCGGUUCGUGUAGCUGCGCCUUCAGAUGAUGAUGUGGCCAAAGCUGUUAGACAUGUUUGCAAGCAGGAAAAUGUUUCUGUUCCUGAAAGCAUCAUCGCUGCAGUUUUACAAAAAGCCAAUGGUAAUAUGAGACGAGCUUUACUGAUGAUCGAAGCGGCAAAAGUACAGAAUUAUCCAUUCAAAGAGAACCAAGAAAUUCCUGAUCCAGAAUGGGAAAUUUAUUUGCGAGAAACGGCUAAAAUGAUGAUACAGCAACAAAACCCUGAAAAUCUUCUCAAAGUGCGUAAUAGAUUUUACGAAUGUAUUGGACAUUGCAUACCUCCAAAUGUCAUUUUUAUGAAAUUACUGCACGAACUGUUAAAAUCAUGCAAUGAUAAAAUCAAGGUGGAAGUGGUUGCUGCAGCAGCUGAUUAUGAACAUCGCUUAACACGUGGUAGCAAAGCUAUAUUCCAUCUUGAGGGUUUUGCUGCAUCAUUUAUGGAAAUCUAUCACAGACAUGAAAAUGAGAAUGCCAUGGAGCAUUAA